Hibiscus syriacus is the source of this 1957-nucleotide messenger RNA. Its product is annotated as gibberellin 2-beta-dioxygenase 8-like. Lineage: Eukaryota; Viridiplantae; Streptophyta; Magnoliopsida; Malvales; Malvaceae. The record is from RefSeq and is a predicted model, not a curated record. The transcript has 4 exons. The coding region runs from base 938 to 1951 and encodes 337 amino acids.
UGGAAUAAGGUCCCACACAUUGAAUGCGUUUUGCAUGGUCUCUUCUUUUAGCUGUCAUUGAACAUUGCCAUUUAUUAUUGCUUUACACCCUAUCACAGUUUAAUUGUUAAAUUUAAAGUUUAAUUAAAUUAUGGAUAAACAUACGAGUUUAAACCACCGAUGUUCUAUAAUUUAUUCAUCAUAUAAAGUAUUGAUGUUCCACCAAUUCAUAAGCUUUUAUGAUUGGUAGACUAUGUGGGUGUGUUGUAGAGUAUUUGAUUAGGGCGUAAUGAGUACGUGUUUGAAGGAAAACGUAACUUUGUGGAGGAUUUAUUGUUUUUUUACAAAGAUUCGUGCCUUGAUUUUAUUGAAGACGAUCAAAGGUAAGCUUCUCAUUAGCGAGGAGGCGUGGUGGACAAAUCUGAGUUUCUGCAUUGUUCCUCCUACUGUCUCUUCUUUUUGCAUACAUCCCUAAGGAGGAGACGUUUGGGCUUUCAUAGUGUCUAGUGUAGUUAAGGUCGAAUUGAGUGGUCGUGGUGGGGUUAUCAAAUCCCCGUUUGGUGCAAUAAGAGCAGUUUUAUCUUUCCUGGGAUUGACCAAUGUUGUUGGUGGUUUCGAUGUCCUUGAAAAAAAAUUAGUGUUGUCUAUUGUCGAAGAAGCCAGUUUUGGGGAGAUGAAGUGCUUGGUGGUGGACUCUCCCUCUAAAGUUGCUUUGUUUUGGAUGAGUAACCUCUUCUCUUGCCCAGCCUCUUUGUGGUUCAUGUUUAGGGAGAUUGAUGUCAGAUUAAACGUUUUGAAUUAUGUCCAAUUCAGUUCAUUGUCCUCAAAUUGGUCAUCACUGGUGGAUUGGCUGGCUUUCUAAGGUUUGGUUAGGUCUGAAUCGUUUAAAGCUUGGCGGUGAUUGAUAGUUACUUGCUCUUUCCUUGUUCAAGCGUGCGAUUGGUGGUAGCCCCUAGGGAUGAUGGAUUCGGACCCACCAUUCCAUGAAACCUACAAGACCCUUUACGCUGAAGAAGAAUUGUCGAAGAUCGAAACAUCUCCAAAUAACCUCGACCGUCACACUGCGGUCGAGGAACGUGAGCUUCCGUUGAUCGAUCUAAGCCAGUUAGGUCUCGAAGACGAGGUCGAGAAGGAGAGUUGCAAGGAGGAGAUAGCUAGGGCUGCAAAUGAAUGGGGUUUUUUCCAAGUGAUUAACCAUGGGAUCUCAAGGGACAUAUUGGAUAAGAUGAGGGAAGAGCAAGUGAAAGUGUUCAAGCAACCUUUUUACAACAAGUGCAGGGAAGACAAGUUCAUGAAUUUCUCCGCUGGUAGUUACCGUUGGGGAACACCAACAGCUACUUCGUUAAGGCAAUUAUCAUGGUCAGAAGCUUUCCACAUUCCCAUGACCGAUAUCUCGAGCUUUGGCGCUUUAAAUACCACUUUCAGCUCAUCGGUGGAACUGUUUGCCACAAAAGUUGCUAGUCUUGCUCAGAAGUUAGCCCAAAUUUUGGCAGAGAAAUCAGGUCAUAACUCCACUUUCUUCCACGAGAAUUCAUUGUUGAGCACUUGCUAUCUCCGACUGAACCGAUACCCACCGUGCCCCGUCCAGUUGUUCGGUCUAAUGCCGCACACAGACAGCGAUUUCCUCACCGUGUUGCACCAAGACCAAAUCGGAGGAUUGCAAUUGAUGAAAGAUGGCAAGUGGAUUGCAGUUAAGCCUAAUCCCGAAGCUUUAUUCAUCAACAUUGGAGAUUUAUUUCAGGCAUGGAGCAAUGAUCGUUAUAAAAGUGUGCAACAUUGCGUGGUGACUAAUCCAACCAAAGAAAGGUUCUCAGCUGCAUAUUUCCUUUGCCCAUCGUGUGAGACUGUGAUAGAGAGUUGCAGCAAGCCCUCGGUUUAUAGAAGGUUUAGCUUUAAAGAAUAUAGAGAACAAGUACGAGAAGAUGUUCAAAACUAUGGUCAUAAAGUAGGGCUUCCAAGGUUUCUUGUAUAAAAUAUA